AUGUCCACGACACUCCUCACCACGUACGCUUGCGGACACGAAGAACGUUCGGCCACUCGAAUCGGCGAGGAACAAGAGCCGGGAGUGAUGGGAAUCAUCCGACGAAUGAGCUGCAAAAGUAAAUCUGCGGCUGUGAUUGCAGACUCCGCACUUUUGUGUACAACAUGUCGGGAAAAGCCACAUCCAGAACCACUUAGAUCUCAUCCAGUUAUUAUCAUCCAUCCGCGAGAGCCGAGACAGUUUAACAAUGAUGGCGUAAAUCCGUAUGCCAACGAAUUUGCUGAGCUUCCGAAGUAUGGCGCACAUGACUUUACGCGAAAGAACCCAGAUGAUGUAGAUAGAAAACCCUGCCGCCGGCCACUAGUUCCGAUCGCCUCCUCCACGGAUGAUGUCCAUUGA
Botrytis deweyae is the source of this 399-nucleotide messenger RNA. RefSeq lists its product as uncharacterized. The transcript has a single exon. The coding region runs from base 1 to 399 and encodes 132 amino acids. NCBI's taxonomy places the organism in Eukaryota, Fungi, Ascomycota, Leotiomycetes, Helotiales, Sclerotiniaceae. The record is from RefSeq and is a predicted model, not a curated record.